Messenger RNA from Cajanus cajan (pigeon pea), 1020 nucleotides. NCBI's taxonomy places the organism in Eukaryota, Viridiplantae, Streptophyta, Magnoliopsida, Fabales, Fabaceae. The record is from RefSeq and is a predicted model, not a curated record.
AUGGAUUCUUUGGAUCAAAAGAUGAAUCCAAAUCAACUGGCCUUCCUUGUGUACCGCUAUCUCUCGCUCAACAAGUUUUUCUCAUCACGCACCCACUUUCUUAAAGAGGCUAACCCUCUCAUUGCUAAUGCCAUAAUCAACAAAGAGGUGCCAUCGAGUGUGAUGAGUUUGGCAGAGAUGAUGGAUGAGUAUGUCUCCUUGAAGAAGCAAGUGUUGUUGCUGAAUCAAGAAAAGGCUGCCAUGAUGCAAGAGAAAAACAUUAUUCGGAUGCUAUUGCAAGGGAAUAAUCUUAUCAACACUAAUUCUGCAAUCGGUGUUCCUAAUACUACACAAAACGCAACUCAUAUCUACUCACAGUCUGUGUCCAUCGAAACCAAUUUGGAUACCACAAAUUUCUCCACACCCAUGAUUAGCAAGAAGAGAAAACAUAGUGAACCAAUAAAUGACCCUACAGUUAGGGAUGUUGCAAAGAAGCGUCGUGGUAGACCCCCUGGCAGUAAAAAUCGUGUUCUGCGGACACAUUCCUCUCACAAUGAUACAAAUGUAUCUCUUACCAACAUUCCUCCGAUUGUUCCAAUAUGUAAUGUGGAGGCUACUCCCUCUCACAUUCAAACAAAUGUAUCUCCUACCACCAUUCCUCCAAUUGUUCCAAUAUGUAAUGUGGAGGCUACUCUCUCUCACAUUCAAACAGAUGUAUCUCCUACCAACAUUCCUCUGAUUGUUCCAAUAUGUAAUGUGAAGGCUACUCCCUCUCACAUUCAAACAAAUGUAUCUCCUACCACCAUUCCUCCAAUUGUUCCAAUAUGUAAUGUGGAGGUUACUCUCUCUCACAUUCAAACAAAUGUAUCUCCUACCAACAUUCCUCCAAUUGUUCCAAUAUGCAAAGUAAUUAAGAAGGAUCAUGAAAGGAGCCUAUUGGACAUUUUUACAUCUCUGUUUGAUGAGGAACUUGACAUAUCUGACAUUAAUUAUUCAGACUCAGACAUGGAGAUGGACUUGGGUGAUUCUCUCGUCAACUAG